AUGAAGACCGACGCUGCGGGCGCCCCAGGCAGGCGAGCAAGCCUCCAAGAAGAUGGGGAGAAGGACGCGCCGGCCACAGAGCCCCUAGGCAAGGGAGAGGGCCUGGUCUGGGAGGAAGAGGAAGGAAGAGCCACCCUGAUCCUGACCUUCACCCUCCGGAAUGCUAGAAAGGCCGGGCUCUCUAAGACAGCCAAAGUCUUCGAGACUUUUGAAGCUGGAAUCCAUCACUUUGAAACCAGGCAAGCCAAAAAAUCCAAGAACACUACUGAUGACCUCGAAUUUUUUGUCAAAUGUGAAGUUCAUAAUUCUGAUGUCAGUGUCCUUAUAAACUCCUUAAAGAAAGUGGCAGAAGAUGUGAAAACUAUCAGAGAAGAGAGAGUCCCAUGGUUUCCAAAGAAAAUAAGAGACCUUGACAAGUGCCACCAUCUGAUUGCCAAGUAUGAACCUGAUUUGGACCACGAUCAUCCUGGCUACACUGACCCAGAGUACAGGAGACGGAGAGCCUUCUUUACAGACCUGGCCUUCAACUACAGAGAAGGAGACCCUUUGCCUCGAGUUGAGUACACUGUCCAGGAGACUGCUACUUGGAGAGAAGUCUACAGGAAGCUGAGCAGCCUCUAUCCUACCCACGCCUGUAAGCAGUACCUGGAUGCCUUUCAGCAGCUGGAGAAAUGCUGUGGAUACCAGGAAGAUAGUAUACCUCAGCUUCAGGAUAUCUCCAGAUUUUUAAAAGAAAGAACAGGCUUUCAGCUGAGACCGGCUGCAGGGCUGCUAUCUCCUCGUGACUUCCUUGCCAGCCUGGCAUUUCGUGUCUUUCAGAGCACACAGUAUAUAAGGCAUUCCUCUUCCCCUACGCAUUCUCCAGAACCGGACUGCUGCCACGAAUUGUUGGGUCAUGUUCCCAUGUUAGCAGACAAAGAAUUUGCACAGUUCUCACAGGCUAUUGGACUGGCUUCUCUUGGAUCAUCUGAUGCUGAGAUUGAAAAACUGGCAACACUCUAUUGGUUUACUAUUGAGUUUGGUCUCUGCAAACAAAAUGGAUCCAUCAAAGCUUAUGGGGCAGGACUCCUUUCAUCUUACGGGGAGCUUGUGUAUGCUUUAUCAAACAAGCCUGAGCACAAACCGUUUGAUCCUGAACUGACUGCAGUUCAUCCAUAUCAGGAUCAGACCUUCCAACCCGUCUAUUUUGUAGCAGAAAAUUUUGAAGAUGCCACGGCCAAACUCCAAAAAUAUGCUCUGAAGAUCAAGAAGCCUUUUUCUCUUCACUAUGAUCCAUUCACCUGCAGCAUAGAGGUUCUGAAUACACCUCAGAAAAUCAAGAACAGGCUCAGUCAAAUGAAAGAGGAGCUGAAAAACCUCUGCUGUGCCCUUGAAAACAUUUCUUAA
Messenger RNA from Gopherus flavomarginatus (Mexican gopher tortoise), 1386 nucleotides. RefSeq names its product tyrosine 3-monooxygenase-like. Gene Ontology annotation, cellular component: axon; perikaryon; cytoplasm. Lineage: Eukaryota; Metazoa; Chordata; Testudines; Testudinidae. Gene Ontology annotation, biological process: dopamine biosynthetic process from tyrosine. The transcript is spliced from 12 exons. The coding region runs from base 1 to 1386 and encodes 461 amino acids. The record is from RefSeq and is a predicted model, not a curated record. Gene Ontology annotation, molecular function: iron ion binding; tyrosine 3-monooxygenase activity.